Myzus persicae (green peach aphid) is the source of this 883-nucleotide messenger RNA. Its product is annotated as histone-lysine N-methyltransferase set9-like. The record is from RefSeq and is a predicted model, not a curated record. Gene Ontology annotation, molecular function: histone H4K20 methyltransferase activity; protein binding. NCBI's taxonomy places the organism in Eukaryota, Metazoa, Arthropoda, Insecta, Hemiptera, Aphididae. Gene Ontology annotation, cellular component: nucleus. The annotation marks the transcript as partial. The transcript is spliced from 5 exons.
AUUUUGUAUUAAUUGAAAUUACAGAUUGAGUAAAGGCGAAGUUUUGUCGUACAUCGAUGAUGCAUGUACGGUGGAGAUCAUCGACCCCCGAUUAGGUGUCACAACUCACAAAAUGGGUCUUCACGGUGGCGAUGACGUGUUCCCCCUGACCAGACCGGUGUUCAAGACUAUUGAGGCAACCCAUCGCAAAUUUUAUCAAACGUCAGUUUCUGCAGAGUCCAGAAUAGAGUAUAAACUUUGUGACUACCUACCUGACCUCGACAAAUAUUACUCAGUCAUGGUGAUGAGCAGAAGUUGCAUAGACAAGAACACAGUGCUUCAUGAAGUCAGUGGUCAUCAUUUUCCAUUGGACCAAGACCUAAUAGUACCAGGUGUAAACGACUUCUCUCUCAUAUAUAGUGGGAGGAGUAAAAAAAGCAUGCAUGUCCUACUAGGACCAAUAUCAUUUGUAAAUCACAGUUGUCUACCCAAUUGCAAAUUUAAACCAAACGAUGGCGGCAGAAUAUGUUUGGUUACAUUAAAAAACAUAAUUCCAGGAGAUGAGAUAACGGUGUCAUAUAGCACAGAGUAUUUCGGUGAUGAGAAUCACCAAUGCUUGUGUGACCUGUGCUCUGAGGCCUUCAGUGUGGUCGAAUACCUGUGCAAUAAAGUGGUAACUGAUUGUUUUGAUUAUAUAGAAAGUGCUGUGUAUGAUGUUUCACGUGACACUGAAGAACUUCUACAGGCCGCAGAUGUUUCCCUAAGCGUAUUGCAAGGAAAAGUUUAUGAUCAUAGUGCUCAUCAUAGGGAUGAUGAUGAUGAUGAUAGUAGUAGUCAUUAUGAAAAAGAAGAUGUGGCAGGAACUAGUAGGGUGGUGUUCCCAGCUGAUCAUGACGAAGAAAAC